UUUCCAGAUGAAUGUGGCCAAAGUGGAGGAGAAGCGGACAGUGACGAGGACGUCAUCACCGACUACCACCUCCCGGCGCUGGACAUGCUGCCCCGCCCCGGCCCCGGACCGCUGCCCACCAUCAGCGUGACGCCCCAUUCGCCCGCCAACAAGACCUAUCCGGUGUUGGAGGACAGCUUGCAACAGGUCCGGGAGCUGCACGAGAGCGUGCAGCACAUGCGAAAUGUCACCGUUCAGAGUUCAUAUGGUCCUAACUCCAGAGAUUUCGCUGCCUUCGCCCUCAAUCCGUUACUGGCUCAAAUGGCAAGGCUCAGCGCAAGCUGUCCAGUCCUGAAUGAAACUGCUCAAGAUCUAGAUUUGAUCAGCGGCUCUCUGGGAUCAUCUCCUCUUCACCAACCUCCGAGCAGAAAAGGAAGUGGAACUCAGGAUUGGUUAUGUCAGCCAGAAACUCAGAGACGAAGAUCAUGGACAGCCUUGGAGGACCUUACAGGAAACAAGGACAAAGUGAAGCAUACACGCCAGAGAAGUAUUUCACUAAGCAGUAUGGAGUCAGAGGCAGACGAGUCUUCAUUGAUAGAUAACGUAGAUGGCAGCACCGUUAGGUUAUUGGGGCCAGAUGCUCCAAUUGUGGUAAGGCACAGAGGAACUAGGGGUAGUGGCGGUGGAGCUAGUACGCAUUCAUUGAACGAAGCGGACCUUCAGCCCUACGACCGCCACUCAGAAAAAAGGAGAAAAAGAGGCAGCCUUUUCUUCAGGAAAAAGAAGGAUAAGACUAAAAAAAAUAUUCAUCAGUGGGUGUCUGGAUGUUACGGCACUUCUCAAAUAUGUGAUGUUUGCACCAAACCUUUAAGCAAUAAACCUGCCCUGUACUGUGAAAGCUGUGGUACAACUGUUCACCAGAAUACGUGUAAAGACAAUAUUCAAGAAUGUGUCAAAGUGAAAAACGUGAAGAGUACUAGUAAAUUGCCUAGCUUCGCUGGGCCGCUAACAAACGCAAAAAAUUCCAUUACAAAAAGAGGAUCGGCCUCCUUGUCUGGUUCUCAAAACAGUACUACUACAAGCCAAAUACUUUGUGAUGAUAAAGAUAAUGACUCCCAUGGACACCAUGAUUCUGCAAGCUUCCCCGAUGAUGUUCCAAUAAUUCCUUUGGAAUUUUUGUCCGAUUCCCCCUUGACGGCAGCGGAUCUGUGUUCCGAUCCUAGUUUAGGUUUACAUGAAUCUGAACCGGAUUCGUGGUCGCCUUAUGUGGGCAAGGAAAUAUCUAGGAAGUUGAAGGAGAAGGAAGUGAAACGUCAAGAACAUAUUUAUGAAUUCGUUUUGACUGAGAAGCAUCAUUGUAUGACUUUGUUGGUUAUGCAGAAGGUAUUCGUAGACGGUUUACAAAAAUAUUUUCAACUGGGCCCCAGUUUGGAAAGGAUGUUUCCAAGACUUAACGAUCUGACUGAACUACAUUUAGGAUUAUUAUCAAGACUUAGGCAAAGGCAGAGGGAGAAUCCUGUCGUAACUUCGAUCGCUGAUAUUCUUUUGGAACAGUUCUCAAAUCACCAUGCGACUAAAUUGAAAUCUGCUUACGGCGAGUUUUGUAGCAGGCAUAGAGACGCGGUAGAAAUCUAUAAGUACUACCUCCAAAAUGACCAGCGUUUCGGCGAGUUCGUUAGACAUUGUCAGACUAAUCCCUUGCUCAAAAAGAAAGGCAUACCAGAAUGCAUUUUAUUCGUAACGCAACGACUGACGAAGUACCCAUUGCUCAUCGAGCCGCUGAUAAAAACCAGCAAGGAAAAUAGACAAGAGCAAGAGGCCUUGCAGAAGGCCCUCGCCUUGGUCAAGGAGGUUCUGGUGGACGUCGAUGCCAGGGUAGCCGAAAAAGAGAAAGAAGAUAGGAAGUUAGAGAUAUACAAUAGAAUCGAUGCCAAAUCUUACACGGUCCAUAGAGGAAACAAAUUCAAGAAGUCGGAUAUUUUGCAAGGCAAUCGGUCUUUGAAGUUUGAAGGAGUUGCCAUGCUGAUGCAAGGGAGGGGGAAGAUGCAGGUUGUCUUGGUCAUCGUUCUUUCGGAUGUGUUAUUUUUUCUGCAAGAGAAUUCGCAUAAGUAUUCGUUUUUCACUCCUGACAAUAAGGCUGGUGUGGUAUCUUUACAAAAACUAUUAGUGAGAGAAAAAGCUGGACAAGAUUCCAGGGGCAUUUACCUGAUAUCUUCAAAUCCCGCAGAUCCCGAGAUGUUUGAAUUGAAGGUUCAUAAACCAAAAGACAAACAGCAGUGGAUUCAAGCAAUAAGAGAAGCCGUUCAAUCGUGCCCAGAAGAUGAAGAAGACAUCUUUGUUUCUAGUUCGGAAGAAAAACAAAGUAUCCUCAACGCCAAACAAAACCAAGUUCGUCACCUCAUAGAAACAGAUUCGGACAUCGAAGGUCAGCUGCGUCAGAAGGACAUAGAGCAAGCUCUGUUAUUGGAGGAGAAGAUGUCUUUACAGCUGCAGUUAUUGGCAGCUGCGGGGUUAGAACCUCCUUCCCCUCCUUCAUACCGACAUUUGGUUAGUGAAAACGCCGAUACCGGACAAAUGUGGAAAGAAGUUCUGAGGGCAGUUCAAGAAGUUAGUCAGCUCGCCAGUUCAUUAUACACAACUGGAACGAAUUUGUCCAGAAGCGUCAGUUCGGCAGGCGAGCAUCAGAGCGACACUUACGUAUCUCCCAUAUUGCCGAAACGUGCUGAAACCUUUGGCGGCUUUGAUAACUGCAAUCAAGGCCCGCUGAAGUUGCUGGGAAAGAAACUUUCUACGUCUGGGACUCCUGCCGGCACUCCCGACCUGGAAAAUCUCAAACCUGGCGACGCAAGACUAUUUGAACGGUUGCCUUAUAGAAAUUGUGUGAUAUCUGGAGGGCCUUUAACUAAUGGCAAUACUGCUAAUGUAAAUACUGAGAACCAACAAUUGCAGCAACAACUUUCAACUGCCCCUGAUGGUCCGGCGUUGCUUUCUCUUGGCAGAGAACAGCAGUAUGCAGCAAUCCAGUUAUCUCAUUAUGUAUAUACUUUGCUCUGUAUAAUUUCGCAGUUGAUGACGACAAAUGAAAGUUUGCAAGCUCAAAUGGUGACUUUGAAAGGAGGAGCAGAUUCAAAGUGUAACAGACACAAUCAGCAGUUGGAGGAAUUGAGAAACUUGCAAGACAAACUGAGUGUAGAAAAAGCAGCUUGGAAUGCAACGAAAGAACAAGAAACAAAAGAAUUGGACGAGAAAAAGGCUGAGCUCUUGAGGUUGCAGGAGCAAGUUCGAGCUGAACAAGAAGACAUUAAUCAACAAAGGGAGCAGCUGUACCGUAAAAUGGAAAUGCUGACUAGUAAGGGAUUGCUGAUGAAUGUUCCUUUGCCCUCUUCGGGAAUGGCUGAUGAUAGUAGCAAAGAAACGUCAGAGGACAGUAGUCCACAAUCCGAUACGUCCUCUUCUGCUAGCGCGGUUAGUUCCAGUGCCUCGAUUGUUAGUACCAAUCAGUCGUCGUUGACACAUUCGACUUCUUCAGCUGAGAGGAGGAAAGACCCUAAAUGGACGAAGGCAAAUGUUCCAGCAAAAUCUCAGCUUCCUAUCAACCUGAUCUCGGCUACAAAUCAGCAGAAAGUAUCUCAAAACGUGUUGAUCAAACAACAAAUUCCAUUCAAACUGGCCUCAAGGUUGAGCAGCGAUGCUCUCAAGUCGGGCACUGGUAGCACAAUCCAGCAAAUGCUACCCUUGAAGUUGAGUCAAGACGAGAAGGUCCGAAGAACGAGCACAUCUGGUUAUCAGAGGCUUGGUUCUGAUAACAGCUUUAGUCCUCCUUCAGGAGAAACGACUCCAACCACCAUGCCACACGUCCACAGCCGGACCGGUUCAAGCCCGGCGAUGAUGCAAGCCUCCUCUCCGAACACUUCUCCUCCCGGCCAGUGUCAGAGUCCGGGAAGUGCCAAAGCUACUCGCACACACACAUAUCCCAAGCUUCCAGAUAAAUUUAAAGUACGUAACGAACAGCAGCCGACCGCCGAUGAGGAGGUCAUAUAUUUCUGACGGCUCUCCACCAGAACAAAACAUUUUAUUUAUUCCCUCAUAAAUACGAAAGUGUGAUUUUUUUGUAUCUUCCUCGCAGAGGUGGGCGGCUAGAAGUUUGUGACGAAAGUGGGGGUUCGGUAAUAUGAAUUUUUCGUAAAUGGUGUUCGAAUCUGGGGCAAAGCUAACUCAAUGUAUAGCCAUCGUUAUCGCAAUAAACUUGAAAAUUCAUCUAAUAGAUACAUUUUUUUUGUUACUCGGAACAAAACGUGAGGUGAGUUUAAUAUUUCACACACUUUUGUUUCAAGAUGUAUAUUCAUAAUACUUCAAUACUUUCUCAUAGCAUUCUUCCAUUUGAUAUUUGAUGAAAUCAAAUAAUGAAAUAAUUUAAAAGUUUUCUAUCCUUGGAAAUGGCAUGUAUUUUACCACUGAAAAUGGCUUUCAUGCAGUAAACUAAAAAAAAAAUUAAAUAUAUGGAUAGAUUUGAAAAGAGUGAAGGGCAUAUAACAGGUGGAAGUAUAUACAAAUAAAUAUACACCGGUAAGCAAACUAUAUUUCCGAAAAUAUAACCCUAAAAUUUCCACACCUCAUUUUUUUUGCUUGUCACUGUCAAGCAGCCAAUUUUCGUGAUGAUAGUUCACAGCCAGUCAAAAAGGGGAGAAAAGGAUUGAUGAUAUAGAGAUUUGUUUCUACGAAUAUCAACAAUGAGUAUAUAUAUUGAAAUCUUGAAAAACUAAUUUCAAGAUUGUGUUUGCUAGUGACAACUUUGAAACAUUUAAUGGAAUUGGCUAAUACUUUUAUGAAAAUACAUCUCUGAAACAUUAUUCGAAUUUCUCAAUUUGUGAAUUUUUCAUUUAUUUGCAUUUUUAUAAAAAUGUUGUACUUGAUAUGCAACCAGAUUUGAAGAGAAACAGAAUGUGAGUUCUCCCUAGAAGGUCAUUCAAUCUCAUCAAUUGAACUUAAUAAUAUCUCGAUUUAUGUCUCGUAUGCUUCCGUUAUAAGCUUAUACCACCCAUCUCUAUCUUAUACUUAUUAUAUUAUACAUCUCAUGUAAUUCAUAUAUAAUUUUUUUUCAAAACUACAUACUAUCAUGUCUCUUUUUUUACUCCCCAACGAUAACUAUCAACUUCAUUAUUUGAAAUGCGUUUUCUAUCACAUUUUUCAUCGAGUAAUAAUAUAAUUGUGUUCGUCUUCCUAUGAAUCUUUUGUUGAAAUCAGUAUUUUCAAAUAUACUCAAAUCUUGUGACAAUACAAUAUUCUAGGAUAUUAUUGUUUUGCCGUUCGUACUUAGGUUAGUUACAGUUCAAUGAUAAUGUAAAUACUAAGCAAUUCAAUCUAAAAGUGAUGGGGAGAAAGGACAAACAAUUGUGCACAAAAAACUAUUUUUACAGUCCUUGAAUGUUAUUCUUGUUAACCCCAAUUACAUAUUAACUGUUGGAAUUUCUUGAUAAAACUUUUUUCAACCUCGAAUACAAAAUAUAGUACAAACAAUAUACACACUUGCAGGUUAGCAAUAGCGAAUUUGCCUUAGUCGACAUGAACGCUUUGACUUAAGCUACCAGAGUUAUCAAGGGAAAGUAUAGUUUCAAUAAUUUUCCUUAGCCCCCUAUCCGUGUUUCAUAACCUUAUAAAUGCCUUUUUUUUUGUUUCAAUUAUCUCUCGGAUCCGGGGGUCAUUAAGACAUCUUGUACCAAUACCAUUGCUAGGAUUUUCUUCAGUGAGGUUGAUCAAUAAGAAACUGUGUCUUCUAGGUGUUUGUUAGUCCACCAACAAUUUCGGGAGCAGGUCAUUGUGCCAAAAUCCUCUCCGGGUACAGAUUUUUUUUAUGCCAAAAUACAGUUUGAAAUAAAAUUUUCAAUUUUCACAAACAACUACAAAUAUAUUUUGACAUGAAAUUAUUUCAAUUUGUUUGAAAAUGUGCCAGUUUCUGGUUGAAAUAAUUUUAAAACCAUCUUCGGAGGAUGUUUUGAUGAAAUGAGUCCUGGAAUGGGGUGCAAAACCUUUUUUUUUUAAUUGUUCCAUAAACGAAUUAUUAUUGAGGUUAUGUAGUUGUUUAGUGAGAACGACAACUAAUUUCAAAAGCAAUUUUGCGAUUAAAUAUUUGAUGAUGUUCCCUAUGACAGAAUGCUUGAGAUGAUUUCCAUACUGUCUUACCCAGAAAAUAUGGCUCCAGAAUAUUGUCCACCAAAAACCGUUCUGGAUUUCUUGACUUAUUAAUUUUUUACACAAGUGAAAUGCCGAUAUGAGGUUAUGUAGCUCGGGAGAAAGCUAGGGAGUCAACAAAAAGUUCAGAUAAUCUAAUUCAAAAUGUCUAAGCGAUUAAGCAAACUCACUAUUGCUUACCUGCUGGAUUAUAAAAACAUGCAUAUAAUUACUUGUACAAGCACAUGUUCCAUGAUUUUCCAGUCUUUUCUCUCCAACUUAUGUUUACCAGAUGAGGUUAUUCCAUCAAUAUAUACCUUUGUUAAUCGUUAAUAGUAAUUCAUAGAGCACUUCCUUGCAAAAUUAGAAAUGAUACAGAAGAAAAUUGUUCUCCACUAGCAUAAACUGUACAAUAUCGUCUUUCCAGUUCGUCGUUCUUUCCAUCUGUAUAUUUUUAGUUUUGUUUGGAAACAGAAUUUAUAUAAAAAUGGCCUACUAUAUUUUUGUCUCUUCACGUUAAUGUCUGUAGGUUAAAUGAAUAUUUUUAUAAGAUCUAUUUAUUCUUCAACUUCUAAGUCUCGAUUGACUUGUGGUUUUUUUCUGCUUCAGAAUGUAAAAAGUAGCACGGCGAUUAUGUUCAUAAAAAACAAAGUGAUAUAGAUGAAGUUAAAACUGAAAAAAUUGUAGGCGAAAUGUUAUUUUAGUUGGUAUUGAACGUUUGAAAAAUUGUUGGAUGGAUUUGAAUACUGUAAUUCAUAUUAUAAAUCAAAUGUUUGAAUACAAAAUUUGAGAUAAUAAUUUUCUAAUUAAAUAGUAAAUGAGUUGUGAAUUGAAGUGGAACUAUGCUCAGCUCAUAACUGAAAGGUCCUGAGUUCGAAUCCACCUUCGACCACAAGAUACUUUUCUCAUGGAAAUGUAUCUUAUCGAAGAUGGAUUGAUUUUCUUACUUUAUUUUCUGAUGCCAAAGACAUAAAAUGAAAAAAAUGAUGUCUUUCGACAAAACGAUUAAUCAACCCUCGGUUUUAAAAGCAACUAAGUGAUUUGUCGUAUCAUCAUUACCAAGAACUAUUUAGACGGCUGUGGAGUAUGUUAUUUAUAAUCUUUUUCAGCCGGCACUGUAUUUAAAAAAAACUUCAAUUGUCAAUGGAAAACAAGCCUAUGUCUCACAUGUGAAAUAUUUUGAUUUCAAUUUGUAUAAAUUGUUUGGUAUAACGAAUAAAAAUCGUAUUUUUUCAUAAUGUGAAAUUGAAAAUUUCCUGGUGGUAUCUGGUGAAUGAAUAGAUUAUUUCUCCAAUUCUAACCAGAGAUGGUUUGUCAGUUGUCAUAAUUGCAGUAUCCGGUGCUUCCCAAGGGAUUGUUUUAUUGUUAUUGUUCAUCAGGAGAUAUAAUUUCAAAGUUAGUUUUUAUAUUUUUAUUGAUCACUCAUUUUGACUGAAGUUGAUUGUAUGAUUAUUCAUAGUUUGAUACAGUUUCAGUUGAAUUUUUAUGAAUAUUCAUAAGAUAAUUAUCAAUGGCGCUGCGUUUGGAGAAAGUUAUUCAAAUUCAAGGUUGAAUAGUUUGAAUUGUAGACUUUCUGAAGUUAAAUAAAGUAGGAAUUCAUUUAUCCGGAUCUCCAAAUUAUACCCAUUCAGAGGCCGAGGGGAAGUAGAGCAUUUUUUGUCUCUUACCGAAAUGUAUAAGCAGUAAUUUUUAUUCCUCACACAUGUAAGUAUAUGUGGUUCUACUUUUGAUGUUUAGAGAGAUAGAAAUAUUUUUAUUGUCUGAAGAACAAAAAAUUCUACUGACAAAGUGUAUCUUAUGUCAGUAGUUUAAAAAAUAGACACAUAAUGAAACACAUAUCAGUCUGAAAAUACACCUAAAUGAUUUAAAACAAGACAUAUAACAAAACAUAAAUUAGUCCAAAAAUAAUGAAUGAAAGUACAUACCAUCAAAUGCUACAUCAAACCAGGGUAAUUACACAACACAAGUUGACUUUAGUGUUGCAGUUGAAUUUGAUUUGAAAUGUUUCAUUAAAAAAGUCAGCAAAGCGGUAUUAUGGUUUCAAGUAUGCCAAGUACUAUUAAUUCGUUUGGAUGGCUUCAAAUCUGUUAAUGUGUUUUCUUGUCGGGCUUGCAGUUUCCAAAAUGAAUAAUAAAAUGUUGUUUUGAGCAUUGCAUUACAAUCAGUAUAUUUUUUUCAGUCACUUUCAGGUGCUCUUGUUUCAUAAUAGUCAAUUUUGUGUCAAAUCCAAUUAUUAUCAGGAUAAUUGGAGUUAAAAAAAAUACACUUUUUAGUAUAUGGCUGUUUUAUUUAAUAGAAACAUAUCAGUGCUCCAAUUUUGCAAAAACAUUUCUCAACCCAAACCGCAUUCGGUAUUUUUUUUAAUGUGUCGCAUCUAGCUAAAACAUUCGAACAACAUUUUACAGCUUCAGUUUCGAAUUCAACAUUUUUUUACCAUUUGGAUUUAAAUACUGAAAAUUAUCAUCCCAAAACCAGUACAAAAACUUCAACUUUAAUAUCGUAGAUGCUGUUUUUAUUUGUUUGAAACACGAAUUAUAAAUCAAUGUUUAAAUAUUCAACAGUUAUUUUUACUAUGUGGAUUGAAAUACUGAAAAUUAUCAUUCCAAAACCAGCACCAAAACUUCGAUUCUAAUAUCGCAGAUGCUGUUUUGAUUUUUUUGAAACACAACUUAUAAGCCAAUGCUCUAAUAUUCAAUAUUCAGUGUUCGUCAAUUAGCUGGAGCAUUUCUCAACUCGAAUGGCAAUUCUUUUUUAACAGAAGUAUUUACCGAUAUCAUUCUUUUUCUUAUUUUUUUUUACAUUCAUUCCGCAACUUAGGGAUCGGUCAAUAUGUGAUUAUCGUGUUCUUAUGCAUCCAACUUAGUCUUUCAUUGUUUUGAAACUGUUUUAGCGUGAAAGAUCGUUUUAACCGAUUGUUUAGACUGUUGACUGGGUAUUUAAUGAAUACUAUUCGCAAUAAAUAUAUGUUGACUGAUAUCUAAAAUAUAUUUUCAUUUUCAAAAAAUGUUCGAUGCUCGAUGGUAACAGAUAAUCCAAUCUUGCCUUAAAAAUUUUCUUCGGACAUUUUGUUGGAUAUGAACGAGAUCCAAGUGGAUUUGUUAUAAACAUUAAAGUAUAUUUAUUGUUCUUAUUGUAGAUACUAAUAUCGUGGGAAAAUCUUAAUUUUAUAUAACAUAGGUUUCUUGUACUUUAUAGCUUUGUAUUAUUUUGAUUUCAUUUAUUCUCGUUUUUUAAAACAUUCCAUGUUUUAUCACACGUGGCUUAUUUUUUUUUUCAACGAAAUUCAAAUAUGCCAAAUUGUGGAAUAAUAUAUGAAUAUAAUUAGUAUUUUUUUUAUUGAUUGGUAUGCAUGUAUAUAAGACUCAUAUUUAUUGUAAAUAUAUUUAAUUAAAUCUA
Messenger RNA from Leptinotarsa decemlineata (Colorado potato beetle), 9543 nucleotides. RefSeq names its product rho guanine nucleotide exchange factor 18 cysts (gene cyst). Gene Ontology annotation, biological process: regulation of Rho protein signal transduction. The record is from RefSeq and is a predicted model, not a curated record. Lineage: Eukaryota; Metazoa; Arthropoda; Insecta; Coleoptera; Chrysomelidae. Gene Ontology annotation, molecular function: guanyl-nucleotide exchange factor activity.